Glycine soja is the source of this 919-nucleotide messenger RNA. Its product is annotated as pectin acetylesterase 8-like. Gene Ontology annotation, biological process: cell wall organization. The record is from RefSeq and is a predicted model, not a curated record. Gene Ontology annotation, molecular function: pectin acetylesterase activity. NCBI's taxonomy places the organism in Eukaryota, Viridiplantae, Streptophyta, Magnoliopsida, Fabales, Fabaceae. Gene Ontology annotation, cellular component: plant-type cell wall. Bases 1 to 846 code for a protein of 281 amino acids. The transcript is spliced from 10 exons.
AUGGAGAGUGCAAGAAUCAGCCACUGGUUAAAUCUUCUAGUUUGUGUACUGCUAUUGCUCAAGGCAGAAGGAUCUUCAGUUCCAUUGACUUUGGUCAAGAAUUCAGAAACAAAAGGAGCUGUUUGUUUGGAUGGAAGUCCACCAGCUUACCACUUUGAUAAGGGAUUUGGAAAAGGGAUUAACAACUGGAUUGUUCACAUUGAGGGAGGAGGAUGGUGCAACAAUGUCACGAGUUGCCUUGACCGUAAGAACACUACCUUAGGUUCAUCUAACCACAUGUCGGAUAUUUCCUUUUAUGCAAUUUUAAGCAAUCAGCAACAGUUUAAUCCAGAUUUCUACAAUUGGAAUAGAGUCAAGGUUAGGUACUGUGAUGGUUCAUCGUUUACUGGUGAUGUGGAAGAAGUUGAUCCAACAACCAAUUUGCACUUCAGAGGAGCAAGAAUUUUUUCAGCUGUAAUGGAAGAAUUACUAGCAAAAGGAAUGAAGAACGCUAAAAAUGCUAUUCUCUCUGGCUGUUCAGCUGGAGGAUUGACUACUAUAUUACACUGUGAUAGCUUUAAAGCUUUGUUGCCUUCUAGAGCUAAUGUGAAAUGUGUUCCAGAUGCUGGUUAUUUUGUCAAUGUAGAGGAUAUUUCAGGAGCACAUUCCUUUCAAGAGUUCUACAGUGAAGUUGUUUCAAUACAUGGUUCAGCAAAGAAUUUACCCACAUCUUGCACUUCAAAACUCAACCCAGCACUGUGUUUUUUUCCACAAUAUGUGGCAUCACAUAUCAGUACCCCAAUCUUCGUUGUUAAUUCAGCCUAUGACUGGUGGCAGGCUUCAAAAGUGAAUUCCAAAGGGCAUUGAGUGAGGUAGGAGAUUCUCCAUCUAAAGGAAUGUUUAUUGACUCUUGCUAUGCCCACUGCCAAACAGAAACACA